AUGUUUACGAGUGUAUUGGUUAUUGUAACGAGUAUUUUGGCACUCACUUGGAUUUUUACUUAUUUCUUCGGUAGUAAUGCGAAAUUGAAGAAAUUGGCAUCGCGUUUUCCUGGACCAUCAAGCAUCCCAAUUGUGGGAAAUGCUUAUCUUCUUAUUGGAAAUACUGAAGAUGACACAAAUACAAGAAAACCAUUCCUGGAUUUGAUGAUGACCGAUAAUAAGUUAUCUGACGCUGAAAUUCGCGAAGAAGUGGCCACAAUAAUGUUUGCAGGUUUCGAUACAAGCGCAGGCACCCUCGCUUUUGUAUUAUUGAUGUUAGCUUCUCAUCCGGACAUACAGGAAGAAGUUUACGAGGAAAUUUAUCAGAUUUAUGGGCCAGAGGACCCAAAAGAUGUUCCUGUUAUACCUGAAGAUUUGCCGAAGUUAAUCAUUCUGGAAAGAGUGAUCAAAGAAACUAUGAGACUUUUUCCUAUUGCUCCUUUCGUUGCGCGCCACGCGGAUGACAAUCUUGACUUAGGAGGUUUUACUUUACCUAAAGAUUGCAUUCCGGUUAUCUCAAUACUUCCAAUCCAUCGGAAUGAAAAAUACUGGCCUGAUCCUCUGAAAUUUGAUCCGGAUAGAUUUUUACCAGAAGAAGUGACCAAACGACAUCCUGAUUGUUAUCUUCCAUUUAGUAGUGGUCCCAGGAACUGUAUAGUAUUACUCAAUUUCAUGAUGCAUCAAUGUGAAGUUUAUCCGUCCCCAUUUCGAUUUUGGUUGCUUAAUAAGUUACUCAUCUUUACCUCGGAUGCUGACCAAAUCAAAAUAAUUUUUCGUAGUAAACAGACUGCCGACAAAGCCAGUCUCUAUAAUAUUGCUAAGCCUUGGGUUGGAGAAGGAUUAAUAACAUCAUCAGGCUCAACAUGGCACGGUCGACGGAAAUUAAUCCAACCUACUUUUCAUCACAAAAUUCUUAACUCUUUUAUCGAAACUUUUCAAACUCAAUCGAUAGUAUUGACCAAUGAGAUAGCAAGCCAUGUUGAUAGAAAAGAAUUCGAUGUAUCAGAAAUAGUCGCCUUUAGAACAUUAAAUUUUAUCUGUGAAACUACAAUGGGAACAUCAAUAAUGACGAAUUACGAAACAAGCAAGAAAUAUUUCGAAUCAAUCAAAAUUGUGAUGCAAGUCUUUGUGGAUAGAUCGGUCAAAAUUUGGUUAAACCCUGACAUCAUUUUCAAUCGGACAAAGUUAUCAAAAGAGUUUUAUUCAUCAAUAAAAUACAUGCAUGACGUUUCGAAUGAAGUUAUCCGAAAUAGAAGGAAAGAAAUGGAUAAGAGAGGAAUUGAAACAGAUGACACAAAUAAAAGACAACCUUUUCUGGAUUUGAUGAUUGCCGAUAAUAAAUUAUCUGAUGCUGAAAUUCGAGAAGAAGUGGACACAAUCAUGUUUGCAGGAUUCGAUACCAGCGCAGGCACUAUUUGUUUCGUAUUAUUGAUGUUAGCUUCUCAUCCUAAUAUACAGGAGCAAGUAUACGAGGAAAUUUACCAGAUUUAUGGGUCAGAGGACCCAGAAGACGUUCCUGUUAAACCUGAAGAUUUACCAAAGUUAAUUACUCUUGAAAGAGUAAUUAAAGAAACAAUGAGACUUUUUCCUAUUGUUCCUUUUUUUGCGCGUCGGGUGGAUGAAGAUCUUGUCUUAGGAGAUUAUACUUUACCAAAAGAUAGCAUACCAAUUGUCUCAAUACUUCCACUUCAUCGUAAUGAAAAAUACUGGCCUGAUCCUCUGAAAUUUGAUCCUGAUAGAUUUUUACCAGAAGAAGUGGCCAAGCGACAUCCUGAUUGUUAUUAUCCAUUUAGUGGUGGUCCCAGGAAUUGUAUAGGACAAGUUUAUGCUAUGAUGUCAAUGAAGGUCCUUUUGACAACACUUCUGCGAAAAUAUAUUUUGAAGAAGGAUAAUAUAAAACCAGUUAAAGAUAUCCGACUGAAAUACGAAAUCCUGCUGAGAUCUGCUGAGCCCAUUACUAUGAGAAUCGAAAAAAGAGUAAAAAAUAAUAAUAAAAUAAUUGAUACACGAGAAAGUGUCCAAACUUGUAUAGAAUAG
Molecule: messenger RNA, 2076 nt
Organism: Belonocnema kinseyi
Lineage: Eukaryota; Metazoa; Arthropoda; Insecta; Hymenoptera; Cynipidae
Product: cytochrome P450 4C1-like
Exons: 16
Coding region: 1-2076 (691 amino acids)
Molecular function (GO): oxidoreductase activity, acting on paired donors, with incorporation or reduction of molecular oxygen; monooxygenase activity; heme binding
Source: RefSeq, a predicted model, not a curated record